CCUACCACACUUCCUUGUUCUCACAAAGGUUAGAUAAAACGUCUCUGGUAAGCCCACACCCUCGUAAACUUUUGAAUCACGUACUCUUCACUUUGUCGCUACGAUCACUCCAAAUAUUGACAUAGCACAGACUAUACACAAGUUCACAUGGCCACAUUCACCACACCACCCGGAUUGCCAGAUCCAGAUUCAGAUUCGGACUCGGACUCGGUCUCAGAAGAUUCCGACGGCAGUUCUUCUACAACGGAGUACAAGACAUCACCCAUGUCCAACAGUCUAGAAGCUACGGUCUUCCGGGAACUCACAGACCGUCGUCACAACCCACCUUCUCCAGACGUGGGUUAUGCAAAGUUCAGUCCAGUACCAUACCCAUACAUGUCUUCACGUAGAGACCCAGACAUUCACGACGACGAACCUCAAGUCAUGAUGCUGGCUGCUACCCACGAUCCCGAAGUUCCAGGAGGCACUGAAGACUUCGAGGAAGGUUAUCCCAACGCCUCUUCUCCCGUAUCCAGAAGAAUCACACGAGCUGCCAAAAAGCUCCAGCAGACCAGGCUCGGGAAUGAAAAUGUUUCUGCCUUUAUACAGCCCCCCGAAACUUCUAUCAUCGCCAUCGAGAGCCCCAAACAACCUACCACAACCCCAAGCCCUGCCGUCUCCGCAGAAGACCAAGCAGUCAACAACAAUGUCGUGCCUCGCCUCUAUGCUCUCACCCUCCACACCACCCCCAACCUUCACACCCCUCCCCGACAUCUCGACCCUCCUCCUCCUCCGCCCUCGGUCCCGCCUACGCCUCCCGCAAAGCCAAAAUCAUCAACGCAAAAUUUGUGCGUGGCUUCAGAUUCCCAUUCCCCCGUGUCUCCAAGCCGGAGAAACCAAAGUCAAAGCAUCCAAGCAUGCACACCCUAGCGGAAUGGGCGGGUCAAGAUAAGGAGAAGCAGGAAAAGGUCGCUGCACUCUUGCAUGCGAGAACGGAGGUUAGGACCAAGGGGCUGGAGAAUCCUUGUUGAGGAGUUUGGGAUCUUAGGUGUGAUGAUUACGGGGCUGUAUUUUAUUGUGCAUCUCGAAAGCUGGGUGAUUAGGGGGAGUAUCGGAGGUGGAGGUUAAGUUCUGCGGGUCGUGAGUCAGGGAUCUUGGGUCUGGUUGUCGUAUCAGAAAAAAGUUGCCCGUUUCGUACAUGGUGGUGUCGGUCCCAGUUUUGAUUGUGCAUUUCCUCAGCCGUCUGCAUAUGUCAAAUCACUAGGGCAGAAAGA
Aureobasidium subglaciale EXF-2481 is the source of this 1253-nucleotide messenger RNA. RefSeq lists its product as uncharacterized. Lineage: Eukaryota; Fungi; Ascomycota; Dothideomycetes; Dothideales; Saccotheciaceae. The transcript has a single exon. The record is from RefSeq and is a predicted model, not a curated record. The coding region runs from base 148 to 909 and encodes 253 amino acids.